This is a messenger RNA of Brugia malayi, 696 nucleotides long. RefSeq lists its product as uncharacterized. Gene Ontology annotation, biological process: regulation of transcription by RNA polymerase II. The transcript is spliced from 4 exons. The coding region runs from base 1 to 696 and encodes 231 amino acids. Gene Ontology annotation, cellular component: nucleus; core-binding factor complex. Gene Ontology annotation, molecular function: transcription coactivator activity; sequence-specific DNA binding. The record is from RefSeq and is a predicted model, not a curated record. Lineage: Eukaryota; Metazoa; Nematoda; Chromadorea; Rhabditida; Onchocercidae.
AUGAUUGGAUUGUGGAAAGAUAACGGAUAUCAACAAACUUAUCACUCAUGUCAAUUACGGAAGGAAGAAGUGAAAAGAGGAAAGAGGAAGGCGGUAGCGGAGCAGCAAGAUGGAUACAGACGACGGCAAGAUAGCGCUGAUGAUAAUAGUGGUAGUAUGGGCGGAGCUUUGAUCUCACCCGCUAUUGUUGCCGCUGCCCGAUAUGCGGUCAUGGUUGCGGCUGCCAUCCGACAGCAAAUGCGGUGUUGUAUGCCCGCGGUGGUGGAUAAUCAGCUUCAGAAAUUCGAAAACGAUCCAGAAAUCAGGCAGCUUGUUGGUCCAUCACAAAUAGCUUUUUCCGGAUUGCCGCAUGCACCACCGGUGGAACGACGCAACGCAUUAUUGCAAAGCUGUACUGAUCAGCAGCAACCUCGUUUGCCUAUCACAUUCACACAGUUUGGCUAUAAUAGUGAUUUUCCCUUAUCUUCUUGUACAAUUGGCCAGGAGGAGAUAACUUUUGAAAGUCGAUUCAUCCUGAAUGGUGUUUGCGUAAUUUUACGUGGUAUUCUGAAUCGUGAAUUGAUGACCGGUUCAAGUACAUUACAAUUUGAUGAACAAAAAGCUGCUGAAGAGGAGCUUCAUCGACAACAAGCAAUGCAACAAUAUGGUGAUCGAAUACAGGCUAUUCGGCAGAGGUUUAAUUUGCCGCAAAGUUGA